Molecule: messenger RNA, 3154 nt
Organism: Telopea speciosissima
Lineage: Eukaryota; Viridiplantae; Streptophyta; Magnoliopsida; Proteales; Proteaceae
Product: probable LRR receptor-like serine/threonine-protein kinase At3g47570
Exons: 2
Coding region: 1-3114 (1037 amino acids)
Biological process (GO): protein phosphorylation
Molecular function (GO): protein kinase activity; protein binding; ATP binding
Source: RefSeq, a predicted model, not a curated record
AUGGCUUCUGCAUUUGCAUCCAAAUAUUUGAUUCUGAUGGCACUUCAUCAGCUUCUACUUUUCAUUCUCCUCUUUGGGAACUCAUUGAGUCUGCUAGAUUCAGUCACCGCCAGUGGAGGGAACAACGAGACAGAUGAUCAACUUGCUUUGCUCGAGUUCAAGAAACAAAUUGUAGAUCCCUACGGAGCACUAAGUUCUUGGAACCAUACUUCUUCUAUCCAUUUCUGCAACUGGGUAGGGAUCACAUGUGGCCAUCGUCAUCAACAACGGGUUAUCAGCUUGGCUUUAGAUGGGAAGGGCUUGGGAGGAAACAUAUCUCCUUCCAUUGGGAAUCUCACAUUUUUGCAUUUCCUCAGCAUUGAAAACAAUAGCUUCCAUGGCAAAAUCCCCCAAGAAAUUGGUAAUCUGAUUCGACUACAGUACAUUUCUUUUUAUAGCAAUGCACUUGAAGGAGAACUCCCUACCAGGUUGGCCAACUGCACUAAUCUUAGAGAAAUUCACUUCUCCUACAACAAUCUUGUAGGGAAGAUUCCUGUUGAACUAUUUACAUCUUUGUCAAAGUUGGAGAUAUUUUCUAUUAAUUAUAAUGGUUUAACAGGAGAGCUACCAGCUUCUUUUGGUAACAUUUCCUCCAUCACAGCUAUCUCUUUGGUUGGAAAUGGACUGCAGUCCAGCAUUCCAAAAUCCUUUAGUCACCUACCAAACUUAUACUUUCUAUCACUUUCUUUCAACAACCUAUCUGGUAUGUUCCCUAUCCCACACUGUAAUCUUUCAUCUCUUGAAAUUAUUUCACUCCGAACCAAUCAACUGCAUGGGAGCCUUCCAAAAGACAUAGGCCUCACUCUUCCAAAUCUCAAACAUUUAAAUCUUGCAGCGAACCUUCUCUAUGGAAGCAUUCCGAAUUCCAUCUCCAAUCUUUCAGCACUUGAAAUAAUUGGUCUUGAUGAAAACAGUUUUAUUGGACCAGUCCCUAACAAUUUAGGAGAUCUUCAAAAUCUUCAAAGAUUCUUCGCUGGUCAAAAUCAACUUGGAAUAGGGGAAGCUAAUGAUUUAGAUUUUGUAAAUUCUUUGGUCAAUUGUACACGUAUAGAGAUGUUGGACAUAAGAGUUAAUGGUUUUAAGGGUCCCCUUCCCAACUUUAAAGCCAAUCUCUCUACACAGCUCUCAGUACUUCUUGUGGCAGGGAAUCAAAUAUCUGGAACCAUUCCUACUGGGAUUGAAAAUCUCGUCAACUUAACCUAUUUGGGCCUGCAUGUGAACUUUCUUGAAGGUAAUAUUCCGUCUGGUAUAGGGAAACUUCCAAAGCUUCAAAAAUUACACUUGGGUGAAAAUAGACUUUCAGGACAAAUACCUUCCUCUAUAGGCAAUCUCACUCUUUUGUACGAACUCAGUUUAGAAGCCAACAACUUGAAUGGAAGCAUUCCUUCUAACAUUGGAAAUUGUCAACAGCUACAGUCCCUAACCAUUUCUAAUAAUAUUCUCCAAGGGCCAAUACCUAAACAACUCUUUCUUAUUUCCUCUUUAUCAACGUCUCUUGAUUUAUCUUAUAAUUCUUUGCUUGGUUCCUUACCAAUUGAAAUCGGUAACUUGAAGAGUCUCUCUAUGUUAAAUAUCUCCAAAAAUAGAUUGUCAGGAAAAAUCCCCUCCUCCAUUGGUGACUGUAAUAGUUUGGAAUAUCUUUAUAUGUGGAGUAAUUUGUUUGAAGGAACCAUUCCUCAAUCUUUGACUCUUUUGAAGGCGAUUCGAGAUAUAGAUCUCUCACGCAACAACUUAUCGGGGCAAAUCCCAAAAGGCCUAGAGAAACUUGUAGGAGUGCAGAGUUUGAAUUUAUCCUUCAAUAAUCUUGAGGGAGAGGUACCAACAAAAGGAAUCUUUGGAAAUGCAAGUGAAAUUUUUGUUAAUGGAAAUGAUAAGCUUUGUGGGGGAAUUGCAGAGUUACAACUGCCUACAUGCACAAACCAUGGAUUUACGAAACGAAAGAAGUCCAAAGCUUUUAGAAUAGAUUUGGUGAUAAUCAGUGUGGUUCUUGGUUUUCUUUUGAUAUCUUCCUUUCUUAUUCUUUAUUGGAAAAGGAGAUCAAAAAGUAAACCUCCAUCCACAUCAUCAAUCCAUGACAUGUUCUUCAAGCUUUCUUACAAAGAGCUCUUCCAAGCUACUGGAGGAUUUUCUUCAGCUAAUUUCAUAGGUUCUGGUAGUUUUGGCUCUGUAUACAAAGGGAUUAUCGAGCAAGAUGCAACCAUUGUUGCAGUCAAGGUACUGAAUCUUCAAAAUCCAAGAGUUUACAAGAGCUUCAUGGUUGAAUGCAAAGCAUUAAGAAACAUUCGUCAUCGAAAUAUUGUCAAGAUUUUAACUUCAUGUUCAAGUCUUGAUUCAAAAGGCAAUGAUUUCAAAGCCCUUGUUUAUGAGUUCAUGCCCAAUGGGAGUCUAGAUGACUGGUUGCAUCUGCCAAUGGAGGCACAUGAUCAUUCAAGGAAUUUAAGCUUUCUUCAAAGAUUAAACAUUGCAAUUGAUGUGGCUUCUGCAUUGGAUCACCUUCAUUACCACUGUCAUGUGUCAAUUGUUCAUUGUGACUUGAAGCCAAGCAACGUUCUACUUAACAGUGAUAUGACUGCACAUGUCAGUGAUUUUGGUUUGGCGAGGCUACUUUUAGAACCUGAUGACAAGUCAUCCCAGGCUCAAACUAGUACCAUUGGGAUAAAAGGUUCUAUUGGCUAUGUUGCUCCAGAGUAUGGCAUGGGUGGAAGGGCAACUAUACAAGGGGAUGUGUUUAGCUAUGGGAUCCUUUUAUUGGAGAUGUUCACAGGAAAAAGACCAACAAAUCAGAUGUUUACUGGUAACUUAAAUCUCCAUAACUUUGCAAAGGCAGCUUUACCUGUAAAUGUGAUGCAAAUUUUAGAUCCCACACUCCUAUCCAAGGAAGAACACAGAGAAGGAAUUAAAGAGGGCGCUAUCAACAGAACUGAAGGUGUUAGUCAUAGGACAGAUAAAUUACAAGAUUGCAUAACAUCAAUCAUUGAAAUUGCAAUCCAGUGCUCCGUGGAAUCACCAAGAGAACGUAUGAACAUGAAUGAUGUUAUGAGGGGACUACAUUCAAUCAAAGGGAAAUUUUCUUGAAGCAAGAAUCUAUCAAUACAGAGCAAUUACGUCUGAUAAU